ACUCCCCAGGCCGUGUUUCUACGAGAGCUCGUUUGAAACGAAGAUUCCCCUUUCUAUCGUUAUGUAAACCUAUUUUGUUUGACUUGAAGAUCUCUAAAGGAAAAGUUAUGUGAUUCCAAGCCGAUGACAUCUGGGUCGGUGUGACUGACCAAUGUAGUUCUGAGAUCGCCUAGAUGUCAGGAUUGUCUGUUGAUGUGUCGCUAUGCGAAGUCUGCAGUGUUUGCCGUUAAGGAUUUCUCUCACUAAAUGAAGGACAACGGCUUGAAAAGCUUAGAUGGCCAAGGCUAUGAUGAAAAACGUCACGAUGAAGCUCCCCCUAGAAGAUUGAAGUCAGUUGAUAUUGCAGAUUAUAAAUUCUUUGAAGAAGAACAACAGAGAACUACUCAACUUGUCUUUAGUUACAAAGGAGGGAAAAAGGUACCAAAGCUAAAAGAACCUAGAAACCUCUAUGCUCUUAGUGGUGACAAAAGCCAGCAGCCACCCAAAUGGCCAGCAGAAGUGAAGGUCCUGAAGACACGUCCAAGAUUUGUGGACUACGUCCCAAAUGAUCCAGAGCCAUUUUGGAAGACAGACAAGAGCACCUAUGAGCUCCCUUUGCGUGUACUGCCUGAAGAGACAGGCAGUGUGGUUUAUGAUAACCCUCAGGGAGCUGAAAAAUAUUUUAUGAAAUCAAGAAAUGGAGGAAAUGUUGCUGACAGGCCAUUUUACAGCAUCAAGUCCACAGAUGACCAUACUUUACUGUUUGAAUCAAGAUUUGAAUCUGGAAAUCUCAAAAGGGCAAUUAAAACUGGUGAUUAUGAGUACCAAUUAUGGAUGAGAACCGACCUGUAUACUUCAAAACACACCCAAUGGUUCUACUUCCGGGUGCGUAACACCCGGGCAGGUGCUACCUACAAGUUUACCAUCAUGAACUUCAUCAAGUCUGGCAGUUUGUAUAAUGAUGGUAUGAGGCCACUUGCUUACUCUGAAGUGAAUGCCAGUAAAAACAAGAUUGGAUGGCUACGGACAGGAAGCAAUGUCAAGUACUACAAAACUGAAAUAAGACGGGACGAUACCACUAAGGAUCGAUAUUACUAUGCCCUCACAUGGACUUGCCAGUUCCAAUACAGUAAUGACACAUGCUACUUCGCCCACUGCUACCCAUACACCUACUCCGACUUACAGGAGUAUCUUCAAGGCAUCAGGAAUGACCCGGUCAAAUCACGGAUAUGUAAGCAGCGGGUGCUGUGCCGAACUCUUGCCGGAAAUUUUGUGUACAUUCUGACUGUCACCAACCCUUCAAGACGACCUUCAGAUGCAGAGGCCAAAAGGGCUGUGGUGGUUACGGCACGUGUGCAUCCAGGGGAGACCAACUCAAGUUGGAUGAUGAAGGGACUUCUAGAUUUCCUCACCAGUAACUCCGCGGAUGCAAAGCUUCUCCGAGAUACAUUUAUAUUCAAGAUAGUCCCUAUGAUUAAUCCCGACGGAGUUAUCGUUGGGAACUACCGGUGUUCACUGGCGGGCCGGGAUCUCAAUAGGAACUACAAGACAAUGCUCAAGGACUCCUUCCCAUCUAUAUGGCACGUUCGCAAUAUGAUAAAGAGGUUACUUGAGGAGCGUGAGAUUACCGUCUACUGCGACUUUCACGGCCACAGCCGCAAGCAGAACGUGUUCAUGUAUGGAUGUGAGAACCGCUCAAACCCACUGAAGAGGCUGCGCGAGAGAGUCUUCCCUACAAUGAUGGCCAAGAAUGCGCCCUGCAAGUUCUCCUACAAAGGAUGCAAGUUCAAAGUACAGAAGAGCAAGGAGGGAACCGGUCGUGUUGUGAUGUGGCAGCUUGGGAUCCUCAAUAGCUUCACGAUGGAGGCUACGUUUUGCGGCUCGUCUCUUGGUAAACGUAACGGCUUCCAUUUCAACACUGUGGACCUGGAAGCGAUGGGCUACCACUUCUGUGACACUCUGCUUGACUUCUGUGAUCCGGAUGAUACUAAGUAUGUUGCUAUUCUGCUGGAGCUGGAAAGAACCCUGCGGGAAGAAAUCCUGGCAAAGAUGAAGAAGAAGGGGACAGCAGCACCGAACAUGUCCCUGUCUGACGUGGACAUUGAUGCCAACUAUACAUCCGACAUCGAGUCCAGCACUGGUGGCUCGGAUAGCUCCGUGUCAGAUGGUCUACCCAUGCAUCUGAUCUACGCGCCCAGCACUUCGCAAUUCAGUCAUCACUCUCGAAAAAAGAAGCUCAGAUCAAGGAAAGAAAGGAACAAGAGGCACGCUAAAGCAAUGAAGAUCAAGGAUGUAGUGAUAACUGACGUGCCCAAGAAUGAACCGGAGGCGCCCACGAAUCUAAAGCUGACUUACAAACAAGGAAAGCGCUCAAUGUUGAAUAGUGCUUCGCGCAUGCGCCUCGAAAACCCUCGGCCACGCAAGCACGAGCACCAUGAUGCACCGCGCACCUUCACACCAGUUCAUCUAUGCAAGGAGCAUGCAGACAGAGGGCCCGGCUAUUUAGAAGCCGUUACCAACUCGUACAUGCUCAAAGGCGUGCUUGUAAAUCAGUCCUGCUCGGAUGUACCUCAUUUUCGCUACACGGCUGGUAGUAAUUACCUUAACGAAAUGAUUAAAGACAAGAGGGACAGUUUAAGUCGGUGGUCUACACACUCCCAGACAGUUGACCCGAGCAUCGAGGAAGGGAAUUUCACGGUUGGGUAUCUUGCACGGCAGCUCUGUAAGAAUCAAGGUGAUUGCCAGAUCCCACACGAGUCGCGCAGUGAUAGCCGUCUCAGCUCGGGUGCCGCAGCAUUGGAUCUCGCCCGUAAGAUCACCAUGUACAAUAGCCGUUACAAGAUGGAGGCGAACGCGAAUCAGCAAGCCAGUGAUAGCCAAGCUCCGGUCCUCAAGCCUAGGAGCCCUCCAUGCUCUCCCCCGAACUACCCAUGGAGGCCUAGGGGUGCCUGCUUCUCUAGUACCAAGGUCCAUCUCCACCAGCCCAAAGUCUCAGAGAUCCGUAAGAGCAUGUCUCAGAUAUCGCUAACGGACGCCAAAUCCAUGAGCUCCUCUAGGGCCAACCUGGCCUCGACAUCCGGGACCUGGAUGGAUGCAAACGAGUAUACUCCAACAAGAGCGAAGAUUUCCAGACAGUCCAAAGAGGGGAGAGCCGUUCUGCACAGGGGAAGACCAGACGAACCAGGCAGCAUGAAGCGUAGCCAGACUAACUGGGAGGUCCGUACCGCCAAGGUGGAGGGCAUGUUCGACACGGAAGGGACCCCAAAGGUCAUGCAGAAGUACACCGGUGCCAGCACUCGUAACAAUGGCAAACCUACAGCGACACAGAGUGAUCUAACGGCUAAAGGCUUUGGUGAUUCCGUGACUUUCAAGCCAAGUAAAUCCUCUACAUCUCACGUGCAGCCGAUAAGUAUCGGAGCAGGUUAUGCACGCAGCUCUCCUGUCUAUGUGCCUCUGCCGGACAGAUUUUCGGACAGGACGUUGGCCGGUUAUAAUGUAUCUAGUGAAGUGAAUAACUUUCCUGAGCUAGACAACGAUGUUGAUGACUCGGUUGAACAACAAGGGAGGCUUGUAAGUUAUGCUCUGAAGCGACAACGAGAGGAAUCGAAUCGUGAUAAAAAGCCUGUAUACACAUGCAGUAGUGGUUCGGAAAGCGACGGGGAUCACUCCUCCGGACCGUUCAUCUCUCAAUUCUCCCAACUCAAGGAGAACUCCCCAAGGCGUGCUGUGAGCUUGGCUAGCAAGAUCAUCUCACCUGACUACGCUGAUAUCGGCUUUCCCGCCCAGCGAUUACAGCCCAACAAACGUGUCUCCAAGAAACACUUGUCCCCUUUUUCCGGCGUGGCUCAGACUGAAGAAGACGAGCAGAUCUCACUAACAGGGGAGGUGAAAAAGACUAGGCGAACACACAAACCAACGAUGCCAAUCAAGUCACCGUCACGCAAUCAUGAGACAGCCUCCACACCCGCCGCACCUGCCACCAUUUCAUUGACAUUCAAGGCAGAAGGGACUAUUCCGUACGAGUUAAGCCCCCCACCCCCUCCCCGGACGGGAGCGUUUGCACCGCAAUUCAAGCACUUCUACAAGCCAGCUCGAAGAUGACAUCUGAAAUACAUACCAGGGCUCAAGAUGACACAUGACAUACAUACCAGGGCUCAAGGUGACACAUGACAUAUAUACCAGUGCUCAUGGUGACACAUGACAUACAUACCAGUGCUCAAAAUGACACCCGACAUACAUACCAGUGCUCAAGAUGACAUCUGAAAUACAUACCAGGGCUCAAGAUGACAUCUGAAAUACAUACCAGGGCUCAAGAUGACACAUGACAUACAUACCAGUGCUCAAGGUGACACAUGACAUAUAUACCAGUGCUCAAGGUGACACAUGACAUACAUACCAGGGCUCAAGGUGACACAUGACAUACAUACCAGUGCUCAAAAUGACACCCGACAUACAUACCAGUGCUCAAAAUGACAUCUGACAUACAUACCAGUGCUCAAAAUGACAUCUGACAUACAUACCAGUGCUCAAGAUGACACAUGACAUACAUACCAGUGCUCAAGGUGACACAUGACAUACAUACCAGGGCUCAAGGUGGCAUCUGACA
Molecule: messenger RNA, 4585 nt
Organism: Nematostella vectensis (starlet sea anemone)
Lineage: Eukaryota; Metazoa; Cnidaria; Anthozoa; Actiniaria; Edwardsiidae
Product: cytosolic carboxypeptidase 2
Exons: 33
Coding region: 247-4080 (1277 amino acids)
Biological process (GO): proteolysis
Molecular function (GO): metallocarboxypeptidase activity; zinc ion binding
Source: RefSeq, a predicted model, not a curated record